Molecule: messenger RNA, 3398 nt
Organism: Linum trigynum
Lineage: Eukaryota; Viridiplantae; Streptophyta; Magnoliopsida; Malpighiales; Linaceae
Source: the annotation of a GenBank genome assembly
GUUAACAGGCGAAACUUAUAUGACCAUUCUUGCCUUGGUACCGUUUUGUUAGCAUAGGAUCAUUAUCAACAUUUUCUGAAAUCGGAUAGAAAUAAGUGAACAUUCCAAUGCUCUGUUUCAGCUGCCGAACUCAGAUUAGAAAAGAAAAAGGAGAACUCAUUUUUGCACACACACGGAUGAAUAUUUUACACACAUCUUCUCUUUCUAUUGCCUCUCUGCCAUAUCCUUUGCACGAAAAUGGCCGCCGCCGCUCUCAGCUGUCUCCCGCCCUAGAAAGCCUGCAAUCACUGCCCACUGACUGUUGGGUUCAAAAAGUUCAACCCUUUUUCACUCCUUUACACCCGUUUCGUCCCGAUUGUUAAUCGAACUCAGCUCUACCAACAGCGACAAUGGCGUCCACGCCGCCGCUCUCAAUCAACGCCCAGAAGCCUUAUCACAACAACCCGCUAACACAAAACAACUUCCAGACCAGCAGCCACCGUCAGCACCAGCAGCACCACCACCACAACCACCACCCGCAGCAGUACCGCCAGGUACCCAAUCAGAAAUUCUGGGUCCCGGGCACGCGCAGCGCCGCCGCCGCCGCUUCUUCUUCUGCUGCUACAGCUCCCGCCUUUCCUUCCCUAGCUCCCCUUAAGUCACCCGAUUCCAACCUCGCCGCCAAUUUUUCGGGUCGCAGCUCGACCCGGGUCGUCUCCAAGUUCCACCUGGGUCGACCUAAGUCAACGGCGGGCUCCCGCCACACUCCAAUCUCCGAGGAGGCUCUCCGCCAGGUGAUGAGUUCAGGAAAAGACGAAUUAACCCUCGAGAACGUUCUCCUCGCGUUUGAGUCUCGCCUCUGCAGCUCCGACGACUACAUUUACAUGCUCCGUGAGCUCGGCAACAAUGGCGAUUGGGGAAGAGCCCUCUGCUGCUUCGAGUUUGCCAUCAAGAGGGAGAAGAGAAAGCUGGAGAAGGGGAAGUUAGCCAGCUCCAUGAUCAGCACACUCGGAAGAUUGGGCAAAGUGGAGCUGGCAAAGAGCGUCUUUGAGACAGCUUUCAAUGAAGGGUAUGGCAACAAUGUGUACACUUUCUCUGCUUUGAUUAGUGCUUAUGGGAAGAGUGGCUACUGUAAUGAAGCUAUGCAGGUCUUGGAAUCGAUGAAGUACUAUGGCCUUAAGCCGAAUUUGGUCACUUACAAUGCUGUGAUUGAUGCUUGUGGCAAGGGGGGAGUUGAGUAUAGCAAACUAGUAGAGAUUUUCAACCUCAUGUUGAAGGAUGAAGUGGAGCCUGAUCGAAUUACCUACAACACUCUGCUUGCUGUAUGUAGUAGAGGAGGUUUAUGGGAUGCUGCCAGAAGUUUGUUCAGUGAAAUGGAAGGUCGAGGGAUCCAACGGGAUUUGCAUACUUAUAAUACCCUUCUGGAUGCUGCUUGUAAAGCUGGGCAAUUAGACAUAGCAUCGAAGAUUAUGUCCGAGAUGCCUGGAGAGAAGAUGUUUCCAAAUGUGGUUACUUAUAGCAUUAUGAUUGAUGGUUAUGCUAAAGCUGGUAGAUUGAAUGAUGCCCUGUUGUUGUUUAAUGAAAUGAAGGUUAAGGGGAUUGAGUUGGAUAGAGUUUUGUAUAACACAUUGCUCUCAGUUUAUGCUAACCUUGGUAAGCUUGAGGAGGCUCUGGACGUCUACAAGGAGAUGCAAGCUUUUGGAUUUGGAAGAGAUGUUGUUACUUAUAAUGCACUCAUAGCUACAUUCGGGAAGAAGUGCAAGUACCAUGAAGUGAGAAGAGUGUUUGAAGACAUGAAACUGCGACGUGUGUCUCCAAACUUGGUAACCUAUUCGACUUUGAUCGAUGUGUAUUCCAAAGGGGGGUUUUAUAAUGAAGCCAUGGAAGCGUUUAGAGAGUUGAAGCUAGCAGGAUUCGAGGCUGAUGUUGUUCUCUACAGUGCACUUAUCAAUGUGUUGUGUGUUGGUGGAUUCGUUGGAACUGCUGUUUCUUUGCUUGAUGAGAUGACAAAGGCUGGUACUAGACCUAAUGUCGUAACUUACAACUCGAUCAUCAAUGGUUUUGGUCUGUCAUUUGAUUCGGAAUCUGUGGUGGUUAAUGAUGCUGAGAAGGGCGAUGAAAUGUUGCAAGUUGGUCCUUUAAGGACAAUUAUUGCCCAGGAGGCUGCUGGCUUAGAUGAGCUGAUGGAGAAAGGUGAUAACAAGAUCAUGAAGAUAUUUGGGCAGCUUGCCGCGGAGAAGACUGGGUUAUCAAAGAAUGGCGAAAGGAAGGAACUUUUGUGCAUAUUGGGGCUCUUCCAAAAGAUGCAUGAGCUGCGAAUCAAACCAAAUGUUGUCACAUUUUCAGCCAUUCUAAAUGCUUGCAGUCGUUGUAAUUCCUUUCAAGAUGCCUCGGUGUUACUCGAGGAGCUACGCUCAUUUGAUAACCAAAUCUACGGUGUAGCUCAUGGACUCCUGAUGGGUUACAGAGGAAAUGCUUGGCUGCAGGCAUGCUCACUCUUUGACGAAAUGAAGUCUUUGGACGCUCCCACUGCAUCUGCCUUCUACAACGCGCUAACAGAUGUUCUGUGGCAUUUUGGGCAGAAACGUGGGGCCCAGCUAGUUGUGGUCGAAGGAAAACGUCGUCAGGUAUGGGAGACCGUGUGGUCAGACUCUUGCUUAGAUCUGCAUCUGAUGUCUUCUGGCGCUGCUCUAGCCAUGGUUCACACAUGGCUGCUUGAUAUCCGAUCCAUUGUGUUUGAAGGCCGAGAACUGCCCAAAUGGUUGAACAUCCUGACUGGAUGGGGCAAGCAUAGUAAAGUGGUAGGAAACAGUGCCCUUAAGAGAAAUGUGGAAGCUCUGCUUACCGGAAUGGGAGCGCCAUUCCAACAGGCGAAAUGCAACCUAGGUCGGUUCAUAUCAUCAGGAGCUCUCGUCACUGCAUGGCUGAGAGAACCCGGCACCCUAAGCGUGCUCGUUCUUCACGAUGCCAGAACACCAGACGUCGCAGACAAUGAUGUUUCGAGAUCCGGUGUUGAAAUGCAGAUGAUUGCUUUGUAGUGGUGGUAGUAGUAGCUGUUUCAUUGUUGUACCAUCAUCAUCACCCUAUUUAUUUUGGUCUCAAGUCCCGUUCCAUAAAAUUCUGCUCAAACCAUUAGUAGGUUGGAGAAGGGACUUAAGCUACAUGUAGAGGUCUUGUCCAUGUAAGACAUUCUGCUCAAUCGAUUAGAAGUUUUUCAGAGACAGAGAACUGUCUUUUGUUUGAAUCCCCUUUAGGUAGGGGGAUAUUCUGUAUGUAAUUUGGAAUAUACCGUGUUUGUAAUAUUUGCAGUCCAGUCCAUAAAGGUUCUUUCUUUUGCUUCAGCUUUACCUGUUUACCCUAUGUUGAAAGUUGAAACAAACCUGCUAAUGAAGAACACCGAAUAAGACGUGAAAAAUGAA